Oncorhynchus kisutch (coho salmon) is the source of this 3636-nucleotide messenger RNA. Its product is annotated as serine/threonine-protein kinase DCLK3. Gene Ontology annotation, cellular component: cytoplasm. Gene Ontology annotation, biological process: protein autophosphorylation; regulation of mitotic cell cycle; negative regulation of apoptotic process. NCBI's taxonomy places the organism in Eukaryota, Metazoa, Chordata, Actinopteri, Salmoniformes, Salmonidae. Gene Ontology annotation, molecular function: ATP binding; protein serine/threonine kinase activity. The coding region runs from base 1190 to 3430 and encodes 746 amino acids. The transcript is spliced from 7 exons. The record is from RefSeq and is a predicted model, not a curated record.
UCCUAGAUCAGAACUCCUAAUCUGAGAUGCUUUUUGAAAACGGGCCUUGAACCCCUUUCACUCUGUCUGUCUGGCACAGCACAGCUGAGCUCUGGACUACCUGAUCUAGAGAGAGAGUUAAUAUGGUUCUGCCCCUUGAACCCUAUCACUCUGUCUGUCUGGCACAGCACAGCUGAGCUCUGGACUACCUGAUCUAGAGAGAGAGUUAAUAUGGUUCUGCCCCUUGAUCCCUCACUGUGUUCCUAUCUUUGCCAGCUUUCCUAGAGAUUGUAAGGCGGUGGGAGUUGAGGCAACAAAAAUCAAGUGUGCUUGUAACCAACUGGCAGUGAACCUAGUCGUCAGUGUUGAGAGUGGGAACAGUACACCGACGUUAAACGUCAAACGACUGUACAGUUCACCUAUCAGUGUAAGGGUGACAGUUGCAUAUGAGGUCUGGAAAUCAAAGUCAGUGAUAAGCUACUGUGUGAUUCUAAUUUAAUCUAAUCUAAUCUAAUCUAAUCGACACGGACACAAAAGUGACGUGAUUGGGACAUACAUUUUUUUAUUUUUUUUUAAUGAAAGUUAAUACAAAUUAUUUACCAUAGUAACAUUCAUUGGGUUAUUGAUAGAUGGACUUCUAAAUAACGCAAAUAAUAUGUUACUAUGGUAGUCAGACUAUGGAAUUGUGAUGUGGAACCUCCUCUGUGACAUCAUAUUGUGUCCAAGCACAGUCACCAUAGACAUUAUGACAUCAUGAACAGUCAUCUGUGGUUUAUUGUGACAUCACCAUCCCUCUGUAUCCAUUUGAGGACAACAAAGUCAGUGGGUCAUGAGGUAUGGCAUCUUGGAGGUUGUCAAAUCCAUCAACUGCCCCUGGUAUGUUCAGAUAAUUAAUUGAAAAUAAAUAUUGCAUUACAAUAUCAUUGGUUAUUACAAUAUAUAGAACAUGCCAAUAGUUUGAAUUAUGCAUUUACUUUGUAGAUUCAUAUGUUUACUCUUACAGAAUAUUAGUAAGGUCAACCCUGUCUGAAUUAACAGUUUCUUUAAGAUGCCAUUAAAGAGGCGAGGGCUACAAAUCUUAUAGAUUAUAGUGGUAAAACAUACGGUAACAGGCUACUGUAGGUGGUUGUUUCUGUCUGAGAAAACUUAGUGGUACUCUGUUUCCCUGCCAGUCUGUGGGAGGCGUAGGGGGCUCAGGAGACCUCUCUCCAUGGCCAGAGACUCACUGAAAGUACUGAGGAGGGGGAGAGAGGGGAGAGGGAAGCGUGGGACUCCGGCUUGCCCCUGCCCACCAGGAGCCUCUGAGCCAACAGAGCAGAGAGACUCUCCCCAGCCACAGUGCAGGAGAGUGGACGCCAACUCUGUGAGAAGGCGCAGGCCUCCAGUAAUCGGCUCUAGAGAUGGGAUGAAACACUUUCCCCGUAAGAGGCUGGAGGCCGACUCUGUGAGGAGGUGCAGGUCUCCGUGCGGAAGAAGGAGAAACUCUCCCCAAGGCAGGAGGUUAGACAACCCUAUCAGGAGACGCAGGUCCCAGAUCGAGAGGGACCAAUCUCCUGGGAGCUGCAGAGAGAGGGAGGGAGUGAGUGAUGAGAGUAAGGAAGAAGAGGAAGGUAGCAGCAGCAGCUCUGGCUCUGCCAGUGAGAGUGAGACAUCUGGAGAGAGUGAAGGAGAAAGACAGGAGAGAGAAAGUAGAAGAGUGAUGAAGCAGGCUGCUUGUCUGUUUGAAGAGAUAUCAGGGCUGAGGGUCAGGGAGAGUCACACCCAGGAGACAGAGAGUGAGGAAGAACAACAACAAGCAUUCCCUUAUUUGUUGAGAGUAAGGACCAACAGAACACCCAACCAUUUACCAGUAGAGAACGCUAGAGGCCGAGCCAGACCCAAACCAAAACCAAGUAGGAGCGAACCCACCAACAACGACUCUCCCGGCCCAUCCCGAGCCAAGAACCCACGCAUGAGGCCCAUCAUGAUCAAACUGAAUUCCAGAGAGAGAGUCAAAGCCAAGGACAUGGGGGAGGAAUCGCUCCUGAGCCGACGCAGAAGUCGAAGUGAGACAUCCAGCAGAAGUCCUUCUUCUCAGAGUGAGACAGUAGGAAGACGGGUCACUCCAGCCUUAACGUACACUUACAGACUAAGGCCCAGAGCCCCAGCUCCAGCUCCACAUAGGCAGGCCGAGCUUGAGAGAGAAGCUGCUGCCAUUAGAGAGAGGGGGAGGAAGAGAAAAGAGGAAACCCUGAGAGGACAGAACAAAGUCCAGGAGGAAGAGGAAGACGAGGAGGAGGAGGAGGGAAAGGAGAGCGCAGCUCUUUCCUGCUCGGGACUGAAGGGAGGGAGAGGAGGGUUGGUGAACAAUGGUAAGGGACUAAACCUGAGAUGGCGUGAUGACAACACCAAACGGAAGAGAAGAAAGAGGGCCAGAGAGGAGGAGGAGAGCAGUGAGGAGUUGGUGGAGAGGGUGUGGUCCAGGGAGGGCUGGAAGAGGAAUAAGAACAAUAGAAACACUAGUCCGGAGAAACCCAUCGUUAUCCACUAUCUAACCCGACAAAGGAGAGGCCAGUUGAAGAACCCACUACCCAACGAUAGAGGAUCGUCCUCUUCUUCUUCGUCCUCAGACUCCAGUAUCUUUAAUCUUGGACCCAACCCCAGUAGCUUUGAGUCUCUUUUCACACUAGGGAGCAUGCUGGGUAAAGGAGGAUGUGGGGCGGUCUACGCCGCCAUGCGCAAAAGUGACGGCCAACAGGUGGCCAUAAAGUAUGUGAACAGAGGAAUGGCCGAGCCAUACGUAAAGCUUCCCGGAGAGAGGAGUGCCUUGCCCCUGGAGGUGGCCCUGAUGCAGAUCGUCUCACGGCCCCCGUCCUGCUGCUACGUGCUGGGCCUGCUGGACUGGUUCGAGGAGGCCGAGCGUUUCAUCCUGGUGCUGGAGAGACCCUAUCCGUGCAUGGACCUGUUUGAUUUCAUCGAGGAGCUGGGAGGCCGGGUGGACGAGUGUCUGGCCAGGAUCAUCAUGAUACAGGUGGUACUGGCUGUUCGGCAUUGCCGCGACCGAGGGGUCCUGCACCGAGACGUCAAGGCUGAGAACCUGCUGGUGCAGACGGACAACCUGCGGGUUAAGCUCAUCGACUUUGGCUGCGGAGACCUUCUGAGAGAAUCCUCCUACAGAGACUACUCAGGCACAGAGGAGUACUGUCCUCCAGAGUGGGUGCUGAGCGGUGUGUACCAGGGCCGCCACGCCACCAUCUGGUCACUGGGGGUACUGCUCUACGGCCUGGUGUGCGGCCGUCUGCCCUUCAACAAGGAGGCUGAUAUCAUUGCUGGGCGCCUGCGCUUCAAAAAGGGCCUGACUAAAGAGUGUAAGGAGUUGAUCAACUGCUGUCUGCAGCAGGAUCCCACCAAGAGGCCUGUUCUAGAGCAGAUCCUCCUUCAUGACUGGAUGGCAGAUGGACCGGUGAUCUAGGAGGAACUUUAUGAGACUGGGUGAUCUACCACCUGGGUCAGCUGUGGUCGGCUCGCAGGUUACCAUGACAACAACGAUCAGGGAAGAAACGCAAAAUGAACCUCAGCAAGAUACCAGUAUAUGAAUAAAGAGAAGAAAGCAAUCAAAACACACCGAGUGGCAUGUCAGGGUUUUUUUCCGGCAGUUUUUUCAUAGACAUUUUCCAU